Molecule: messenger RNA, 1692 nt
Organism: Mastomys coucha (southern multimammate mouse)
Lineage: Eukaryota; Metazoa; Chordata; Mammalia; Rodentia; Muridae
Product: keratin, type I cuticular Ha3-I
Exons: 7
Coding region: 60-1274 (404 amino acids)
Molecular function (GO): structural molecule activity
Source: RefSeq, a predicted model, not a curated record
CUGAGGCUUGGAGGAUUCACAGCACAUCUUCAGCUAGGUACCUCCCUCCCUCCAGCACCAUGCCAUACAACUGCUGCCUGCCCGCCCUGAGCUGCCGCACCAGCUGCUCCUCCAGGCCCUGCGUGCCCCCCAGCUGCCAUGGCUGCACUCUGCCCGGGGCCUGCAACAUCCCUGCCAAUGUGGGCAACUGCAAUUGGUUCUGUGAGGGCUCCUUCAAUGGCAAUGAGAAGGAGACCAUGCAGUUCCUGAAUGACCGUCUGGCCUCCUAUAUGGAGAAGGUGAGGCAGCUGGAGAGAGAGAAUGCAGAGCUGGAAAGUAGGAUCCAGGAGAGGAACCAGCAGCAGGAUCCCCUGGUGUGUCCUGCCUACCAGGCCUACUUCAGGACCAUUGAGGAGCUGCAGCAGAAGAUCUUGUGUGGCAAAUCUGAGAAUGCCAGGCUGGUUGUGCAGAUUGACAAUGCCAAGCUGGCCUCUGAUGACUUCAGGACCAAGUACGAGACAGAGCUGUCCCUGCGGCAGCUGGUGGAGUCAGACAUCAAUGGCCUGCGCAGGAUCCUGGAUGAGCUGACCCUGUGCAAGUCUGACCUGGAGGCGCAGGUGGAGUCCCUGAAGGAGGAGCUGCUGUGUCUCAAGCAGAACCACGAGCAGGAAGUCAACACCCUGCGCUGCCAGCUUGGAGACCGCCUCAACGUGGAGGUGGAUGCUGCUCCCACUGUGGACCUGAACCGUGUGCUCAAUGAGACCAGGUGUCAGUACGAGGCCCUGGUGGAAACCAACCGCCGGGAAGUGGAGGAAUGGUUCACCACACAGACAGAGGAGCUGAACAAGCAGGUGGUGUCCAGCUCAGAGCAGCUGCAGUCCUGCCAGGCCGAGAUCAUCGAGCUGAGGCGCACAGUCAAUGCCCUGGAGAUUGAGCUGCAGGCCCAACACAACCUGAGAAACUCUCUGGAGAACACCCUGACAGAGAGUGAGGCUCGCUACAGCUCCCAGCUGUCCCAGGUGCAGUGCCUCAUCACCAAUGUGGAGUCCCAGCUUGGUGAGAUCCGGGCUGACCUGGAGCGUCAGAACCAGGAGUACCAGGUGCUGCUGGACAUCCGGGCCAGGCUGGAGUGUGAGAUCAACACAUACAGGGGCCUGCUGGAGAGCGAGGACUGCAAGCUACCCUGCAAUCCCUGUGCCACAACCAACGCAUGUGAUAAGCCCAUUGGGCCCUGUGUCUCUAACCCUUGUGUCACAAGAUCUCGGUGUGGACCUUGCAACAGUUUUGUGCGUUAGAGAUUCCAUUGCCGGAAGGGGGACAAAGAUAUCAGUUACACCUUAAGGUCACCUCAUCUCAAGACCUCAAAAAUUGACUGCACUGGACAAAGGCAGACUAAAGCUUGAACCUGCAGUGCAUUUGAUCCUUGGGCACAGAAGAUGUAGAGUCUGUCUUCUGAGAAACCUACAAUAGGAUCGAGUACCAUCUACUCACACAAAGCCAUAUUUACAUACGCAAUGCUAUUCGUUCAUAAAAACUUAUCCCAAUGUGAUUUUAUCUGAAUGUGUGUAAAUAAUUCCAUUGAGUGUGGGGGAACUGGUUGGCAAGCUUGUGAAACAAACAAAAAAAAUCAGUGGACUUAACCUUUUUUGUUACAUUUUCUGCCUUAAAUCCAAUACAAAUCUUUUGUCUUCCCAAUAAAUUCUUUUUCUGGCA